AUGCCGUUCGAACUGCCCUCCUUUCCUCCCGCCCAGCAGGCUCAAAUCAUUCGAUCCAAUCAGCGAGAUUUCAUUCAUUUAUCUGCGUUACGGGAGCAACUAGAUGGUGUCCUGAGGACUUGGUUAGGAACUCGGCGUCUUACACGAUGGGACAGAGAAGUAGAGUUGGCUACCAAGCUUCUGUACUAUGGUAUGACCGUCGGCCGAGCUACGCAAACUUUGGGAGAAGAGUAUACUGAUAUUUGGUCGCAUUCAUCACGUACUGGUCAACUUCCCAGCUUGCGUACUAGGGCCGCUCUUAUUCUCUUGCCGACAUUGCCUUCCUAUGUCAUGGCCAGAUGGGGUUCGUCGUUCUCAUCUACAUCAACAAUCGGCUCUCUGCUACGCAAGCUACCUGACUGCCUGGAAGUCUUGUCUGAAGUGAACUUAGCUGUUUUCUAUUUCCGCGGAACCUACUAUGAUCUUGUAAAAAGAGUCUUAAGACUUCGUUACGUAUCGUCUUUACCUGCAAAUCCGAAUACGCGGCCUCCAUCGUAUUCAUUAUUAGGCAUCCUGCUAGCCACUCGACUCAUUUAUCGUCUCUGGAAUCUCUGUCGAACAUUAUCCCAUACUGAAGCAAAGGACCACAAUUCCCUGAGAGGAAAGGAUCCGGCCGGGCACGCUGAGGAGGCUUACAUUGAUGAUAAACCGGUAUCGACUAUGCUCAGCCGUGUUGAUUCAGAUGAAGCACCAGAGAUAUUGGCCGAAAAUGAUGAACGGACGGUCUUGGACUUUGCUCAAAUAUCUUCCCAACUACGAGCAAACCGAAAUUGUACACUUUGCCUAGAGGAGCGCACUGCGACUACUGCGACAGAAUGUGGACAUUUGUUUUGUUGGGAUUGCAUUGUAGGCUGGGGGCGAGAAAAGCCUGAAUGCCCUUUAUGUCGACAGUCACUCAGUCUCACAUCAUUGUUGCCUAUUUACAAUUUGUAA
Messenger RNA from Fibroporia radiculosa, 972 nucleotides. RefSeq lists its product as uncharacterized. Bases 1 to 972 code for a protein of 323 amino acids. The record is from RefSeq and is a predicted model, not a curated record. Gene Ontology annotation, biological process: protein import into peroxisome matrix. Lineage: Eukaryota; Fungi; Basidiomycota; Agaricomycetes; Polyporales; Fibroporiaceae. The transcript is spliced from 6 exons. Gene Ontology annotation, molecular function: zinc ion binding. Gene Ontology annotation, cellular component: peroxisomal membrane.